Molecule: messenger RNA, 2156 nt
Organism: Cynocephalus volans (Philippine flying lemur)
Lineage: Eukaryota; Metazoa; Chordata; Mammalia; Dermoptera; Cynocephalidae
Gene: CHTOP
Product: chromatin target of PRMT1
Exons: 7
Coding region: 310-1143 (277 amino acids)
Source: RefSeq, a predicted model, not a curated record
UGGGCGUGGCAGCCAUUUUGUUUUGGACACCGAGCGGGAGUUGGUGGAAGCAGCCGUGGUGGCACAGGCGAAAGGCAGGAAAGGGCAGGCCGGGCGAGCAGACGGAUCGGCCGACUGGACAGCCAAACAACAGCGAAUAAACCUCGCAAUCUACCAAUUACGCAUCUAACCAACCGCCCAGCUAGUUAACUCGAGCCCCCUCCAUCGUCAAUUCAGGUUCGGCCGGCCCCCGGCCCUCUUGCCGCAGCCGUGGUGGCAGCCCCGGGAGGAGCACUGGCGUCCGUUUCCUUCGAUUCUCGGGAUUUGAAGAUGGCUGCACAGUCAGCGCCGAAAGUUGUGCUAAAAAGCACCACCAAGAUGUCUCUAAAUGAGCGCUUUACUAAUAUGCUGAAGAACAAACAGCCGAUGCCAGUGAAUAUUCGUGCUUCGAUGCAGCAACAACAGCAGCUAGCCAGUGCCAGAAACAGAAGACUGGCCCAGCAGAUGGAGAAUAGACCCUCUGUCCAGGCAGCAUUAAAACUUAAGCAGACUUUAUAUGCAAGUCCGGACAGAGGCUGUGGAAGGAUAUGUCCAAGCUGUGGCUGGGCGUCUGGAGGGCGGUGCCAUGCAACUAAGAGCUUAAAGCAGCGCCUGGGUAAGAGUAACAUCCAGGCACGGUUAGGCCGACCCAUAGGGGCCCUGGCCAGGGGAGCAAUCGGAGGACGAGGCCUGCCCAUAAUCCAGAGAGGCUUGCCCAGAGGAGGACUACGUGGGGGACGUGCUACCAGAACCCUGCUUAGGGGCGGGAUGUCGCUCCGAGGUCAAAACCUGCUCCGAGGUGGACGAGCCGUAGCUCCCCGAAUGGGCUUAAGAAGAGGUGGUGUUCGAGGUCGUGGAGGUCCUGGGAGAGGGGGCCUAGGGCGUGGAGCUAUGGGUCGUGGCGGAAUCGGUGGUAGAGGUCGGGGUAUGAUAGGUCGGGGAAGAGGGGGCUUUGGAGGCAGAGGUCGAGGCCGUGGAAGAGGAAGAGGUGCCCUUGCUCGCCCUGUAUUGACCAAGGAGCAGCUGGACAACCAGUUGGAUGCAUACAUGUCGAAAACGAAAGGACACCUAGAUGCUGAGUUGGAUGCUUACAUGGCGCAGACAGAUCCCGAAACCAAUGAUUGAAGCCUGCCCACCCUCCUUUGAGAGACUCUUGUUAAAAGUUACCACAUCUGUAAAUAACCUUGACAUAACAGAUGAGAAGAAGCCUGAUUGAUGCUAGAAGGACUUAUCACAAUAGGCUGUGGACUUACUUGCCACCAGUUUGUGCAUUUAGUGUGUUCCUUUUACUUUUUGAUACUGUGUUGUAUGAAACCCUUUUUUCCUUUGAUUUGGUUUGUUUUUUUUUCCUCCUUCGCCCAGACGUCUCUUUCAACAUGUGUUAACCUUAUGGCUAGAACACCCUCUUUCUACCUCUGCCUCCCCUCACCUGUCAUAAUGCUCUGACAUUGUAACAUUUCUUCUAUUCAUUUCUGUGUCCCCCAACAAAAAGAUCCCAGAAGGAGCCCAUCAGUGUUCCUCCCUGAUGCCUAGCUUUGUGAGGUAGAGAUCUGUUCUGCAUCCUCUUUAAUAGCCUCUUAGAAUGUUUAGAAAAUAAGGAGAUGAAAAACGCGUUCUGCCAUGUUGAUAAUUUAGCGUAGUAAAUUGGGUACGUGGACAUUGCUACAGGGCCACAUAACAGUUUACAUAUGGUAGCAUCUCUCAUUUGCUUGAAGUUACUACCGUUGUGUGUUGACACCACAGAUAGUAACCAUUACUCUGGGUUGGGUAUACCUGCACUCUCCAACCUCAAAUGAGAUUCGUAAACUUUCCUUUUGGCUUUGCAUCAUGUCCAAAGAGGUACUAUUGGACUGGCCUACACCUGCAAUAUAGAAGCCAUUUAUUUGGUUUGGCAGAUGUGUCAAAAGGGAGAAGGAUGGCAGACUAACUGCUGGGAGAGUUCGGAAGAUACCCAUGCUGAAAUGCAGUUAUCCUCAUGUUUAUCCCAAACCAGUCUUGGGCUUGUCUAUGCAUUGGCUUUGUGUGACGUUCUUAUUUCCCUUGAAGGUUUAAUUAAGUUUAACCAUAUUCUGUCAACUGUUCUACUUGCGGUGGAAUCUUGUAUUUCUGGUUCAUUAUAACAAAUCUUUCAAAUGUAA